UACCAAGUGGAAGAUGAGUCCUCUCACUUGGAUGAAAUGCCACUAAUGAUGUCAGAAGAAGGCUUUGAAAAUGAUGAGAGUGAUUACCAUACUCUACCAAGAGCCAGAAUUUCUCAGAGAAGAAGAGGCUUAGAAUGGUUUAUCUGUGGUGGCUGGAAGUUCCUUUGCACUAGUUGUUCUGAUUGGCUCAUAAACAUUUGCCGAAGAAAGAAAGAGCUGAAGGCUCGCACAGUGUGGCUUGGGUGUCCUGAAAAGUGUGAAGAAAAAUACCCCAAAAAUGCCAUAAAAAAUCAAAAAUACAACGUCUUUACCUUUAUACCUGGGGUUUUAUAUGAACAGUUCAAGUUUUUCUUGAAUCUCUAUUUUCUCGUCGUGUCCUGCUCACAGUUUGUACCAGCAUUGAAAAUAGGCUACCUGUACACAUACUGGGCUCCUCUGGGAUUUGUUUUGACGGUCACAGUGGUACGGGAAGCCGUUGAUGAAUUUCGACGUUACAAGAGAGACAAGGAAAUGAACUCACAGUUAUAUAGCAAGCUGACAGUACGAGGUAAAGUGCAAGUUAAGAGUUCAGACAUACAAGUUGGAGACCUCAUCAUAGUGGAAAAGAAUCAACGAAUCCCAUCUGACAUGGUGUUUCUCAGAACAUCGGAAAAAACUGGUUCGUGUUUCAUUCGAACUGACCAGCUCGAUGGAGAAACAGACUGGAAACUGAAGGUUGCUGUCAGUUGCACACAAAGAUUGCCAGCUUUGGGGGAUCUCUUUUCAAUCAAUGCUUAUGUUUAUGCUCAGAAGCCACAGCUGGAUAUUCACAGUUUUGAGGGUACCUUCACACGGGAAGACAGUGAUCCAGCAGUUCAUGAAAGCCUAAGCAUUGAAAAUACUUUAUGGGCAAGCACUGUUGUUGCUUCAGGAACUGUAAUUGGUGUUGUCAUUUACACAGGCAAGGAAACUCGAAGUGUAAUGAACACGUCCAAUCCAAAAAAUAAGGUUGGCUUGCUGGAUCUGGAGCUGAAUCAACUGACCAAAGCCCUGUUUUUGGCUUUAGUUGCACUAUCAGUUGUUAUGGUAACCUUGCAAGGAUUUGUAGGCCCAUGGUAUCGCAACCUUUUCCGGUUCCUCCUCCUGUUUUCCUAUAUCAUCCCGAUCAGUUUACGUGUGAACUUGGACAUGGGUAAGGCAGCCUAUGGGUGGAUGAUUAUGAAAGAUGACAAUAUUCCUGGAACAGUUGUUCGAACUAGCACCAUACCAGAAGAGUUGGGACGAUUAGUUUAUUUACUAACGGAUAAAACAGGAACACUUACACAGAAUGAGAUGAUAUUUAAGCGCCUCCAUCUAGGUACUGUGUCCUAUGGAACAGACACAAUGGAUGAAAUUCAGAGUCAUAUUAUAAACUCUUAUUCACAGGUGCACUCUCAGAAUAGUGGAAACAGCACGAGUUCAACACCAUCUAGGAAACCUCAGUCGUCUGCGCCCAAAGUCCGCAAGAGCGUCAGCAGUCGGAUACACGAAGCAGUGAAGGCCAUUGCGCUGUGCCACAACGUGACCCCGGUAUACGAGUCCCGGGCUGGUGUGUCUGGAGAAACAGAAUAUGCAGAGGUGGAUCAGGACUUCAGCGAUGAAAAUCGAACUUACCAGGCUUCCAGCCCUGAUGAGGUAGCUCUGGUGCAGUGGACAGAGAGUGUCGGUCUCACUCUGGUUAACAGGGAUUUGACCUCAAUGCAGCUGAAGACCCCUGAUGGACACAUUCUGACCUACUACAUUCUGCAGAUCUUUCCCUUCACUUCUGAGAGCAAGCGCAUGGGGAUCAUAGUUAGGGAUGAAUCGUCGGGAGAAAUUACAUUUUACAUGAAGGGUGCAGAUGUUGCAAUGUCCACUAUUGUACAAUACAAUGAUUGGUUGGAAGAAGAGUGUGGUAAUAUGGCACGGGAAGGACUGCGUACGCUGGUGGUUGCGAAAAAAUCACUGACUGAAGAACAGUAUCAAGAUUUUGAGAGUCGAUAUAACCAAGCAAAGUUAAGCAUACAUGAUAGAAACCUGAAGGUUGCUGCUGUUGUAGAGAGUUUGGAGCGAGAAAUGGAAUUGCUGUGUCUCACCGGAGUAGAAGAUCAGCUGCAAGCAGAUGUUAGACCAACUCUAGAGAUGCUAAGAAAUGCUGGAAUAAAGAUAUGGAUGUUAACAGGAGAUAAACUGGAGACAGCAACUUGCAUUGCGAAAAGUUCUCACUUAGUGUCUAGGACUCAAGAUAUUCACAUUUUCAGACCUGUUACAACUCGAGGAGAGGCUCACCUAGAACUAAAUGCCUUUAGGAGGAAGCAUGAUUGUGCCUUGGUGAUAUCUGGGGACUCACUUGAGGUUUGUCUGAAGUAUUAUGAGCAUGAAUUUGUAGAGCUGGCUUGUCAGUGUCCUGCUGUAGUGUGCUGCCGAUGUUCUCCCACCCAAAAAGCUCAUAUUGUGAAACUGUUACAGCACCACACUGGAAAACGCACGUGUGCAAUAGGUGAUGGAGGAAAUGAUGUCAGCAUGAUCCAAGCAGCAGACUGUGGAAUUGGAAUUGAAGGCAAGGAGGGAAAACAAGCUUCCCUAGCAGCUGACUUUUCUAUCACACAGUUUAAACACAUAGGUAGGCUGCUGAUGGUACAUGGUCGAAACAGUUACAAAAGAUCAGCAGCACUAGGUCAAUUUGUCAUGCACCGGGGCCUUAUUAUUUCAACUAUGCAGGCUGUAUUUUCAUCAGUCUUCUAUUUUGCAUCUGUUCCCUUGUACCAAGGAUUCCUAAUGGUAGGGUAUGCAACUAUAUAUACUAUGUUUCCAGUCUUCUCUCUAGUAUUGGAUCAGGAUGUGAAGCCAGAAAUGGCAUUGCUAUAUCCAGAACUUUAUAAGGAUCUCACAAAGGGAAGAUCUUUGUCAUUUAAGACCUUCCUCAUCUGGGUUUUAAUCAGUAUUUACCAAGGUGGUAUUCUGAUGUAUGGAGCCCUGCUGCUUUUUGAAUCUGAAUUUGUACAUGUCGUUGCCAUUUCCUUCACUGCCCUAAUCUUGACUGAGCUCUUGAUGGUUGCACUGACCAUACGAACAUGGCACUGGUUAAUGGUGGUGGCUGAAUUCCUCAGUCUUGGCUGCUAUGUGGCCUCUCUUGCAUUUCUAAAUGAAUACUUUGGUAUAGGCAGAGUGUCUUUUGGAGCUUUCUUAGAUGUUGCCUUUAUCACAACUGUGACCUUCCUGUGGAAAGUGUCAGCAAUCACUGUUGUAAGCUGUCUUCCACUUUACAUUAUCAAGUACUUGAAGCGCAAAUUUUCUCCUCCAAGUUACUCCAAGCUUACCUCGUAAAAGUAAUUAUAUUCCUGUGGUUUUUCACUCACACCAGUCUGCAAAUUGCACACUCACUGUGCUUUAGUGUCUAUGGAUUUAUGCUGGACUAAAGAAAUGUAAAAAAAAAAAAAAAAAAAAAAAAAAAAAAAAAAAUCGAAAUCAAAAGUGAUAGAGUGAAUAGAGCACAAAAAGAGGAGGAAACACCUGACAGGUACAAUAACACAGAAGUACACUAACAAGACUAUCAGAGAUAAACUAAAUUUUCUUCAUGUUGAUUUUUUUUUUUUUACUUUCAGUUGCUAUGAUUAUAAAAUUAAACCGAAUUACCUUUGAUUUGACAAUGCUUCUGAAUGGCUUCAUUGCUACUGUAAAGGAUUUUUUGCUACUGUAAAGGAUUUUUUCCUACUGUACUAAUCUUCUGCAAGUUGAAUUGAAAGUUUUGUUAUUUAUUACAUAACUUCACUUCUUUAAUUGUUACAUAACUUCCUAAUUGAAGUCCUUUCCUUUAAUGUUUAUAUAUGGAAAAGUUCAUUCGUCCAUACUUGCUAUAACAAACCUAAUACCUGUAAAUGCCCGUGUCUGUAUUAGCAGCUAACUAUUAUUCCUCAUCAGACAUUGAGUGAUAUGCACUAUUUGAAUUAUGUACAGAUGUCUGCAUAGCACAGUAUUAUUUUUAGGAGCUGUUGUCCUAUUCUGUACUCUCCAUUUCUGGCACCAGUAAAUUACAGAUCUGUGAUGUCGACAGCAGUUCUUUAAAUGCACAUUAUAGCCAGGUUGCACAAAAGCUGUUUAAAAAUUAAAUGAUAAAUUCUGUACAUAAUUCCACUGCACCUAUUGAUCUGUACAGAUAGCAAAGACAUGGCUGCUCAGUAAAUAUGUUUUAAAAUUCUUAUUCAUUUUGUAUUUGUAAAACUGCAAAUAGUGUCAAAGUACAUUUCUAUAUAUGAGAAGUCCAGUAAACCUUGUAUUAGCUAAUAUGUUUAAAUUGCCUUGUAAUCUGUUUACUUAGGUUACUCAGGUAAAAGAAAAUAAGACGAACACAUGAACAUUAUGGUAGGAAAAUCUAUCAUCUUCCAAGCUGUAAACAUUAUGUUUUUAUAACUUAGUUUGGGUGCAAACUUGUUUAAAAAAAAAAAAAUCAAAACAUUUUUGUUUGUUGUAAACUGUCAGAGUUGGGUAUCUUGGCCGAGUUAUGACACUUUACAGCGGUGGAAGAUUUGUUCCAGAAACUCAUAUACUCUGAUACAAUCUGAAGGGUCCAAAUCUUGCAUACUGUACUGGAAAGUAGGAUAUAUUGGUUUAGUUUUCCAUUGUGAUAUAACUUUGCUUUCUCAAGAAGUACAUAUAACGAAUUUGGCAUAGUCUGUUACUCAGU
Molecule: messenger RNA, 4681 nt
Organism: Haliaeetus leucocephalus (bald eagle)
Lineage: Eukaryota; Metazoa; Chordata; Aves; Accipitriformes; Accipitridae
Gene: ATP9B
Product: ATPase, class II, type 9B
Exons: 29
Coding region: 37-3324 (1095 amino acids)
Biological process (GO): endocytosis; retrograde vesicle-mediated transport, Golgi to endoplasmic reticulum; phospholipid translocation
Cellular component (GO): endosome; plasma membrane; trans-Golgi network
Molecular function (GO): magnesium ion binding; ATP hydrolysis activity; ATPase-coupled intramembrane lipid carrier activity
Source: RefSeq, a predicted model, not a curated record